Molecule: messenger RNA, 2460 nt
Organism: Vanderwaltozyma polyspora DSM 70294
Lineage: Eukaryota; Fungi; Ascomycota; Saccharomycetes; Saccharomycetales; Saccharomycetaceae
Gene: IRC8
Product: Irc8p
Exons: 1
Coding region: 1-2460 (819 amino acids)
Source: RefSeq, a predicted model, not a curated record
AUGUCUGGGUAUCGAGAUACUAUCUCAAGACUUCCGUAUCAAUUGUUUGGAUCAAUUGUCUCAUGGACAUGUGGUUCAUUGAGUAUAACGUUAUCUGUGAAAUUCUCUGAGAAUAGAGCUGUUUUAAUCAUCGUUGCUUGCUCAACACUGCUGUAUGGGUUUUUAAAUCUAUCUCAUAUGAUAUUUAGAAAUGGUAAUAUGAAUGGUUUCCAUCAUUAUUAUAAAGUGGUUUGUUUGUUACUUCAAGCUCUGACUUUUGGUUCUGCAGUGCAAUACUACAAGGGCAGUUUGGUUGACAGUAACAUUACAAAUAUUCAUAAACAUAUUAUCGUUGCAUUUAACUCGACAUUGUUGCUAUCACUGUUUGUUAACGGCUGGAGUAUGGGUAUCAAUGUCUCUAAUGAUUAUAAAGAAGAGGCUUCAAUAGACACUUCGAUCGAUGUGAAAAUUCCAAUUGAUUCGAAUGAAACUUACAAAAGUUCGGAAAAGAAAACAGUUCCUGUUAAACAUUCUUCCCAAACUUUAACACCAGAUAUGGAUAUAUACAAUGGUCAUUUCCAAAAUUAUUCUAAUGAAAUUCAUGAGGACUGGGUUAAUCAAGAACCAAAUGAUGUUACGGUAUCUGGUGCAGUCACAUUCCCAUCAGUAAUACGUCAUAGAAUUGAUUCAUUCCAAGCUUCUAAUAAUGCACAUCAUCAACAACAUAUGGAAGAAAAAACAAAGAAGAAAAUUAAAUUUAAAAUAUUCAAUAGCAAAUCAGAUAAAUUGACACCUGUGAUAUCAAGCUUUAAAGCCAAAAAAUUCUCUUUUGAAAAGAGUAAAAGAUCACAAAUUCAUAAAACAAAUAAUGAAAAUUUGAAGAAGUUUAAUAGUAAAUACAUUACUAGACUAUCGAUCAUAUCAGAUUUCCAGAAAAGCAUUACCAAUAAUAAUGAAGAAUCAACGGGUCAACUUCAGGAUGAGAUCUUCGAUCACCUUCAAAACGAAAGAUCAUUAUCAAUGGCAUUGGAAUCUCUUCACCAAAUAAAGGAUAAUAAUGAGGUAACUGAUCAAAAACACGUCAAGCCAUCUUCAUCAAGAUUAGAAAUCGAAAAAAAUGCAAUUGAACGUAUUAACAGUGCGCUACUACCUCCAAUCUUAAGUCCUUCCGAAACUCCAAAAAUUUUGCAGCCUGCAUUUCAGUUGAGUGAAGGUGAUAAUAUCCCUUUAGCUGAUAUUUCACCAAUAAGACAUGAUCAAAUGGAACCACUCACUAGGAUAAACACUGAUUUAAUGGAAGCUCAUGAUUUAGAAAGCAUUCCGCAAAUACCAACAGUUGAGGAAAAUACACCCGAAGAAUAUUUAAAUAACGAUAACCUUCCUCAAACUGUGACAUUGGAUGUCUGGAACAAUACCAAAGAGGAUAUACUUAAAAGAGGUGAAAAAAUACAAUCAGCAAUUACUGAAAAGCAGAAUUCUCUAGAACAGAGUAAUCUAGAAUACUUGGGGAAUACUUUGGCUUCACCGUUGGAAUCUAGUUCUGAUUUCAGUUUCCCGUUCAAUGAGAAGAAGCUCCAUCUAGAAAGUAAACCACGAUUGAUCAGGGAACCUUCUGAUGAUAUUAGUCUUUUGGAAGAGUAUUUUAAUGAUGUUAGUUUAAGGGAAGAUAACAUUGAAGAUCAAUUGUUUGAAAAUGGAUUCAACCAAAGUCAUUCAAAUUCAAUGAUUAUACAUGACAGGGCAUCUAAGGAACUAUCGAGAAUCGACAGCAGACAUUCACCAACCAAAUCAAUAGUUUCUAUCAUUAGUGCAACAAAUAGUCAUAACCGUCAUAAAUCACCUCAUAAUUUUACCAACAUAUUGGCAAAUGCGACCCAUAUGAGAGCUAAUUCCCAUCUAUCAAAUUUCAAUACAUCUUUUGAUAACUCGAGCUGUGUAAACUCACCACCUUCCUCUCCAACAAGAUCAAUUAAAUUGAAAAAUCUAGGAAAGAGAUUAUCAACAUCUAAUAUAUCCGAUACAUUUAUACCUACAUUCAAUACAGAACUGCAUAGCAACCAAUAUUCGGAUUCAUUUUUCAGCUUAAAUCAUUCUAAGAGAAGAGGUAAAAGUAUUGACUUCAGUUAUGUUCACAAUCUGCAAAACAAGAGCUCUCCGCCAAAAUCUAACAUUAUCCGUACCAGCUCAUUAAAUGGGUCACCAAAACAACAGAAACGCAGUAAAAGUUUUGUAAUGGAUAAAGCAUUAAAGGGAACCAACUCAUUGUUUACAUUACAACCGAACUCGACAAGGGACUUUACCUUUACCUCCACAAUAAUGGAACAAACAUCAACUGCACCAGUAUCACCAAGAGCAAGCUCUAGUGGUUCCAGUCUGCUGUCGCUAGGGUCUGAGACAGAAUAUCCAGAGGCAAUUGUGAGUGAAUACGAUCACGAAAGAUGGAAUACUCUGUUAUCAUUACAGAUGGCGACAAAUCAAUAA